GUGACUCUGAAAUGCCUCUGUUCCAGUACUUAUUGUUAAAGGCAUUGGAGAAGGUUGACUUCAAUAAAUCGUUCUGAAUGUUCCAAUGAUGAGAUGACUCAGUUCCGUCUCGGGGCGGGGCGGGGCGGGGAGGAUAACGGGACUCUCCUCUCCGGUCCCUCCUCCGGACCGAGCCGGGCAGUGGCCAUGCGGAGAUCGGAGCUGGCGGUCGAUGCCGCGCUGCGGGUGCUGCUCCUCGCCACCUUCGGGAUCAUGGAGUUCCUGCCGCCCUUCCAGCGCGUGCUGCAGCCCGAGGAGAUGUGGCUCUACAAAAAUCCCUACGUUGAAGCGGAUCACGUCCCCACGGUCUUCAUGUUUUUCAUCGCAUUUCUGUCUCCCUUGUUGCUCAUCCUCCUGGCGAGGCUGGUCAUGGGCGCUGACCACGAGGACACGAGGGAAGCCUGCCUUGCUGCCAGCCUUGCUCUUGCCCUGAAUGGGGUUUUCACAAAUGCCCUGAAGCUCGUUGUGGGGAGGCCACGGCCCGACUUCUUCCACCGCUGCUUCCCGGACGGCCGCGCCAACGCGGAGCUGCUGUGCACGGGGGACGCCCGCAGGGUGAGCGAGGGCAGGAAGAGCUUCCCCAGCGGACACGCUUCCUUUGCCUUUGCUGGUCUUGCCUUCUCUGCCUUCUACCUGGCAGGGAAGCUGCACAGCUUUGUUCCAGGCCGGGGGGGCCGGGCCCUGCGCUUCUGUGCCUUCCUCCUGCCCCUCUUCCUCGCCACCCUCAUCGCCGUGUCCCGCACCUGUGACUACAAGCACCACUGGGAAGAUGUGUUGGCUGGCUCAGCGAUGGGCUUGGUGCUCGCAUACCUGUGCUACAGGCAGUACUACCCUCCCCUGACAGACACCACGUGCCACAAACCAUCUGUGGCCAAGCCCAAAGCGCUGCCAGUGCACGAGGAGAAGCCUCCAGCUCCCAGCUUCCACAUGAACAUUUAGUGCCAGGCUCUGUCCUACCUCUUCCUGCAUGCCAGGGCAGGGUGAGGCUUAGGGGAGGCUGCUCAGGAGAAGUGAGGAUGAAGCCCUGGGCAGGUGUUCCCUGCUGAGCUGGUGAGUUCCCUGCCCUGGCCCUCGUGUUGCUUCAUUUCAUUGGAUUUUGUAGGCCACCCCCUCUUCAGGCCCACUGUGAAUCGAGGGAGGCACUUGGGGUGCCAACCUGCACAAAGACAGUUGGGUGUGAAGGUCCUGAACACAAACUGGGAAAAUGUGACAGCCCAGUGUGCCCAGUCUAGUGGAAGUUCUUGUGUCCAGUCCAGGAAGCACCAUUGGCCACCUCCCUGCAGCCCAGCCGAGCUGUCCCAGCUCUUCUCGUGGGAAAUGAAGUGCAGGACCUGCCAACUUUGAGCUUUUCUAAUGUCCCAAAUAAAGGAGUUUAAUUUUUGUAAUGA
Molecule: messenger RNA, 1427 nt
Organism: Agelaius phoeniceus (red-winged blackbird)
Lineage: Eukaryota; Metazoa; Chordata; Aves; Passeriformes; Icteridae
Gene: PLPP5
Product: phospholipid phosphatase 5
Biological process (GO): phospholipid metabolic process; phospholipid dephosphorylation
Cellular component (GO): membrane
Molecular function (GO): phosphatidate phosphatase activity
Source: RefSeq, a predicted model, not a curated record